Molecule: messenger RNA, 3347 nt
Organism: Mytilus californianus (California mussel)
Lineage: Eukaryota; Metazoa; Mollusca; Bivalvia; Mytilida; Mytilidae
Product: electrogenic sodium bicarbonate cotransporter 1-like
Exons: 22
Coding region: 187-3330 (1047 amino acids)
Biological process (GO): transmembrane transport; regulation of intracellular pH; bicarbonate transport
Cellular component (GO): plasma membrane
Molecular function (GO): monoatomic anion transmembrane transporter activity; solute:inorganic anion antiporter activity; sodium:bicarbonate symporter activity
Source: RefSeq, a predicted model, not a curated record
CACUCCUGAUGUGAUAUACGUAAGCUAGGCUUAUGGCCUGGUAGCUGUGAAUGGAAGCAGCUGUGAGCUGAAAUAUCAGGCUUUUAACAACUUGAUAGUGGCCGACGCCAGGAUUACCUAUACGCAUAUUGAAAAUUACGUACUAAUGUUCAGAACAAAAUCUUUACAGUAAAGAUAAGCAUCAAAAUGCGAUGUUCAUCAAUGUCUGAUGGUUCGACUGCUGGUGAUGCUGUAAGUCACAGAGAACAUAUUCGAAACAUAACAGGAUUAGUUCUAGAUCUUAUCACUGAAAAUGAUGAGGAAACACCAGUCGUUUUUUGUCAGUGCGAUACAUUGACUAAGAAGUAUGAGGAGGUCGUAUGGAUGGAAUCUGCAAGAUGGGUUAAAUAUGAAGAAGAUGUUGAAGAGAAUGGGAAACGUUGGUCGAAACCACACGUAGCCUCUGUAACAUUACAUUAUGUUCUUGAGUUAAAGACACAGAUGUCAACAGGAGCAAUACUACUUGAGGCCGAUGUUAAAAGUUUGCCAGAGUUAGCUGAUCUGAUAUCUGAAGAACUGUCAAAGAUGAAAACCAUUACGAAUAACAUGAAACAAAAGAUAAGAUCAACGUUAUUAUCACGCCACGAGCAUCAUCAAAAACGUAAAUACAGAGAUAAGAAGAUGAAGUCCAAUAUCAUAACACAAUGCAAGAUGCCAAAGACCACAAGUCAUGCAGAAUUUGCUGGAAUAAGACUUCGACAUAAAGAAGAUUGCAAUGAUGUGUCAAAUAGUGAUUUUCAAGAUUCGUCUCCUCUAGUCAAACCCAAUACACCUUUUGCCAAAAAGAUCCCCGAAGGUGCAGAAGUUGCCAAUGUAUGGGUUGGUGAAUUGGAAGACCUGAAAAAACCAGUCACAGUUUUUAUUCGAUUGGCUAAACCCAGAUUUAUUGGUGAUUUAUCGGAAGUGGCUUUACCUACCAGGUUCAUUUUCCUUCACCUUACGCCUCCAUCUGUUCCCAGCUAUAUAUUUGAAAUAGGAAGAGCAAUUUCAAAUAUGAUGGUCGAUGAGAUUUUCAGCGAAGUUGCAUACAAAGCAAAAUCACGGGAAGAUAUUAUGCAUGGAUUUGAUGAAUAUUUGGACCAACUUACAGUUCUGCCUCCAGGCCAAUGGGAUCCUGAUGUCCGCUUAGAACCACCUACUACAGCACCUUCUCAGGAAAGACGAAAACUGGUAUCACAAAAGUCUGACUUGGCUUCUGAAGAGAAUGACGAUGAAGAGGAUGUUACAUUAGUCCGAACGGGAAGAUUAUUUGGAGGUCUUAUUAAAGAUGUAAAACGAAAAAUUCCUUUUUACAUCAGUGACUUUAAGGAUGGUUUACACAUUCAGUGUAUUGGUGCUAUACUCUUCAUGUAUCUAGCUACACUGACACCAAACAUUACAUUUGGAGCUUUACUUGGUCAGGAAACAGAUCAGCAUAUGGGAACAAUGGAAUGUCUUUUAGCUGUUGCUUUUGUUAAUUUAGCAUUUGCUUUGUUUGGUGGACAGCCACUUAUUAUAAUGGGUAGUACUGGUCCUGUAUUAGUACUGGAAAUAAUCAUCUAUGAUAUGUGUAGAGACUACAAUUGGGAUUUUCUGUCAUUCAGAUGCAUGAUAGGUCUGUGGGCAGCUUUAUUUUUACUGAUAAUUGUUGCCUUUGAUCUGAGUGCAUUUGUGCGUUAUAUAACAAGAUUUACAGAAGAAAGUUUUGCUUGCUUAAUUGCCAUCAUUUUCAUAGUUGAAUCGUUUAAAAAAAUAUUCUCAAUAGCUGGCACACAUCUCUAUAACACACAUCCAGACAUACCAUUAGACUAUUCAUGCACCUGUGUUCCUAAUAAUCAGACAGAGAAUAUCACAACUGUGAAAACAGUGCCAACUUCUUAUGUAAAUUUAAAUUCAACGAUGAAUUCAAUUAUCAACUGGAAUAGUAUAAAGAAGGAGGAUUGUGUUGAUCUAGGAGGCGUCUUGGAAGGUUCCGGUUGUGAAACACCAAUUUACCAUGACAAUGUUUUCUUUUUAUCUAUUAUACUUGGUAUUGGAACUUUUACAAUUGCAUGGGAACUGGUUAAAAUGAAGAAAAGUCCAUUCUUCCCGACAAUAGUACGCCAGACUCUAGGAGACUUUGCAGUCUUCAUCGCAAUUUGUUUGAUGGUGCUAGUUGAUGCGCUGCUGGGAGUUCCAACUCCGAAGCUUCAAGUUCCAGAUAAAAUUCAGCCCUCCGACCCUACACGGCCAUGGUUUAUAAGUCCGUAUAGUUCUGGCAAUCCCUGGUGGACAAUGAUAGCUACAGUAUUACCAGCAGUUGUAGCUGUAAUCCUGAUCUUCAUGGACCAACAAAUUACAGCUGUUAUCAUCAACAGAAAGGAAAACAAACUCAAGAAAGGUUGUGGUUACCAUUUAGAUUUGACAGUAACAACGUUCUGCAUUGUGGUAUGCUCGUUUUUCGGUCUUCCUUGGUAUGUUGCUGCUACAGUCCGAUCAAUGGCACAUGUUAACAGUCUUAAAAUGGAAUCUGAAUGUACUGCACCCGGUGAGAAACCAGUCUUCCUUGGUUGUAGGGAGCAGCGUCUUACUCCUCUGAUCGUCGCAUUGUUGAAUGGAUGUUCAGUUUUCAUGCCUAAAAUAUUACAGCUUGUACCUAUGCCGGUUUUAUAUGGUGUAUUUUUGUACAUGGGAGUAUCUGCUCUAAGGGGAAUGCAGUUUAUGGACCGUAUCAUGAUAAUGUUUAUGCCUGCAAAAUACCAACCAGACCACAUGUAUCUUCGCCAUGUGAGGAUCAAUCGAGUUCAUCUGUUUACAUUUUUCCAAAUAUUAUGUUUGGGAAUACUAUGGGUCAUAAAAGCUAUAAAAACUAUAUCUAUUGUUUUCCCUGUUAUGGUACUGGGUACAUGUUUCGUAAGAAAAGGAAUGGAAAGAAUUUUUACCUCAAACGAACUGAAAUGGCUUGAUGAUAUGGAUACAGAAGACAAGAUGAUGAAGCAGGAAGAUGCUGGUGAAUUAAUUGUUGAAGAUGACGAUACAGAUGACGAUGUUGUUGAUGAUGGUCCAAUAGAAUUUUUACAGCAAAGUAAAUACAGAAGAAUCAACUCCACUGGUAAUAUGUCAUGGUAUCUCAAACAUGACACACACUCAAAUGGCAUGUCUAAAGAGGAUAUUGCUAUUGAAAAUGAUGGUCCUGCAGAAUUUUUAGAGUUAAGGAAAUACAGGCGAAUCCAGUCAACUGGAAAUAUGGCUUGGUUUCAACACGAAAAUACAGCUUUACACAGAAGAGACAAAAAAAUAGAUUUCAAAUUAGAUGAGGACAGCAAUAUAUAAAGCAAAAGUUUGUGUGU